This is a messenger RNA of Hippocampus comes (tiger tail seahorse), 1821 nucleotides long. Its product is annotated as protein phosphatase 1, catalytic subunit, gamma isozyme. Gene Ontology annotation, molecular function: protein serine/threonine phosphatase activity. The record is from RefSeq and is a predicted model, not a curated record. The coding region runs from base 327 to 1298 and encodes 323 amino acids. Lineage: Eukaryota; Metazoa; Chordata; Actinopteri; Syngnathiformes; Syngnathidae. Gene Ontology annotation, cellular component: cytoplasm; nucleus. The transcript is spliced from 7 exons.
CCGCUGUGUACGAGUUUCGAUAAGGUGCGGCAGUGAAAAAACAGUGAAGGGAUCUUUGUGUCAUCGAAUGACCGUUCCCAUCAAUUCCACAUUACCAAGUAAAAUCUAAUAUUUAGAUGAGGAUAUUCUUAAGCUUACGUACCUCGGUAAUGUAUUAGGUUGCUCGAGAGUCUACGAGGGGCUACAUCGAAACAGGCUUAACCCAAGGUUUGUCCUCAACCGGAAAAGACCGAGACGCUAACGUUGGGUGCUAAUGCUAGUAGAGAUAGCAAUUACAGCUGAGACCUAGAUUCGACUUCGUUGAUAUAUUCACAGCCAACACCACGAUGGCCGAUGUCGACAAACUCAACAUAGACAGCAUAAUUCAACGUCUCCUAGAAGUAAGAGGAGCUAAACCUGGCAAGAAUGUUCAACUGCAGGAAAAUGAGAUUCGUGGACUAUGCCUGAAAUCCAGGGAAAUCUUCCUGAGUCAACCGAUUCUUUUAGAGCUUGAGGCACCUCUCAAGAUCUGCGGUGACAUCCACGGCCAAUACUAUGAUUUGCUGAGGCUGUUUGAGUAUGGGGGCUUCCCCCCAGAAAGCAACUACCUAUUUUUGGGAGACUAUGUGGACAGGGGGAAGCAGUCUCUGGAAACCAUCUGUCUCCUGCUUGCCUACAAAAUCAAAUACCCCGAGAACUUCUUCCUGUUGAGAGGGAACCAUGAGUGUGCAUCAAUCAAUAGAAUAUAUGGCUUUUAUGAUGAGUGUAAAAGAAGGUACAACAUCAAGCUCUGGAAGACUUUUACAGAUUGUUUUAACUGCCUCCCGAUUGCCGCCAUUGUGGAUGAGAAGAUCUUUUGCUGUCACGGAGGACUUUCUCCUGACCUGCAGUCCAUGGAGCAGAUCAGACGCAUCAUGCGCCCCACUGACGUCCCCGACCAGGGCCUGCUCUGUGACUUGCUCUGGUCUGAUCCAGAUAAGGAUGUGUUGGGCUGGGGGGAGAAUGACCGAGGUGUAUCAUUUACCUUUGGCUCAGAGGUGGUUGCUAAGUUUCUGCAUAAGCAUGACCUGGAUCUGAUCUGUCGUGCCCAUCAGGUUGUUGAGGAUGGCUAUGAAUUUUUUGCCAAACGACAGCUUGUCACUCUGUUCUCCGCCCCAAAUUACUGUGGGGAGUUUGACAAUGCUGGCGCCAUGAUGAGUGUGGAUGAGACCCUCAUGUGUUCUUUUCAGAUUUUGAAACCGGCCGAGAAGAAGAAGCCCAACGGCAGCCGUCCGGUCACUCCUCCUCGCAACAUGGUCACCAAGCAAGCAAAGAAAUAAAGUGUGGGCUGGAUGUAAGGUGGUCACUACUGUUCUUCUUUUGUCCUUUGCAUUUGAGGGAUUGGUUAACCUUCAUGUUGCCAGUACUGUAAAGAUGUACACUCCCACCCUUUGAAAGCAAAAGAUGUUGUUUUGUCCACAGGCGGAAAUUGAUAUGUCACCAUGAAAAACCUCAGGUGUUUUGCACUCCCAUUUUGCAGCUACUUUUUGCCACAUAUGACUGUUCAAUCAUAAAAAUCGUAACAAUAAUGCUACUUUAUGCACAGGAAUGCCUUGUUUAUAGCUGUGCACAAUUUUAGCAGUUUUAUCACAUCAUGCCCCCCCCCAUUCUUUUCCAGUAAUCAAUAUUAAUGACCACAAAGAAUAUACAGUCACAAACACCACUUUACUGUAAAAUUCAAAAUCUAUUUACAGUCAGUGUCAUAGAACAUUGACUCAUUGUAUCACCUCUUCAUAUUUGACUAAACAAGCGCUCUUUUCAUGUCUAAAUCUUUCUAAUAAACUUUGAGUGUAUUUAAGAGGA